AUGUCCCUUCUACGGGAAGCGGAAAGAUGUCUUGUUAACCGAAAGGCCUUUGCGAGCCUCAAUGCCUUCGUAACGCCGCUCGAUCGAGUCGGAUCAUGGAUUGAACGUGUGAAAGACGCCGAUGCUCGGCGGAAGCGAGGCGCGCCGAAGUCAUCAUUAGACGGAAAACUCAUCGCCAUUAAAGAUAACAUCUGCACUCGUGAUGUUCGAACGACAUGUGCCUCUGCGAUCCUCGAAAACUUCACGAGCCCGUUCAAUGCCACAGUGGUGGAGCUUCUAGAGGAAUCUGGUGCUAUUGUUGCCGGGAAAACUAAUCUGGAUGAGUUUGGAAUGGGGUCACACUCUACAUACUCUCAUUUUGGGCCAGUGAAAGGGGUUCGUGCGGAUGACUUGGGCUAUGUAUCCGCGGGUGGGAGCUCUGGAGGUAGUGCGAUUGCUGUAGCUACCGAACAGUGUUACGCAGCACUAGGAACUGAUACGGGGGGUUCUGUUCGCUUGCCAGCUGCUUAUACGGGAACUGUUGGUUUCAAGCCCUCAUAUGGGUUAUUAUCGAGGUGGGGAGUGGUGGCGUAUGCAAAUUCCCUUGAUACGGUUGGGAUAAUUGGAGCAAAUACCUCCACGGUUAGUGAAGUUUUCGGAGUGUUAAAUCGCUAUGACCAUCGAGAUCCAACCAGCAUCUCCAAGGCUACUCGUUCUCGUAUCGACGAAAUAACUGGGAGUACCUCGAAAACGCGGAGCGAAAGAUUGCGCAUUGGCGUUCCCAUAGAGUAUAAUAUUCUCGAACUAGACCCUUUUGUUCGCGAAACGUGGCGUAAAUCGAUCCAGCAUCUGAAAAAUCAAGGUCACACCGUUCAUCCCGUUUCUCUUCCCGCAACAAAACAAGCAUUGUCCGCAUACUACGUGCUCGCGCCAGCUGAAGCAUCUUCUAACCUUGCCAAAUACGACGGUGUCCGCUAUGGUACCCGUGACCUUGAUUCCCCGGAUAAUACAGGAGGAUAUCUUUACGCAAGGAGCCGCGGUUCAGGUUUCGGACCCGAGGUUAAGCGACGCAUCGUUCUAGGCGCGUUUUCUCUCAGCGCUGAAGCGAUAGAUAACUACUUUAUCCAAGCCCAAAAGGUCCGGCGACUAGUCCAAUCGGACUUCAAUAAAGUGUUCCGUCUUCACAAUCCAUUGCUCCAGGCAACCCUUACGUCUCACCCUAAAGCCCUGGAAUCCGACGGCGAUACGGCUGAGAAGGUAGAUGUUCUUGUCUGCCCGACUGCUCCGUCACCUCCUCCUCUCCUAUGCUCCCUGGAGAAUGCUGCGCCGACUGAAGCGUACACCAACGAUGUCUUUACCGUCCCGGCUAGCUUGGCAGGUCUUCCUGCUUUGAGUGUCCCUGUUACUCCUGGAGAUCGUGAGCAGGAGAGUCCUCUCGGUAUACAGGUCAUUGGGCAGUUUGGAGAUGACCAGCUAGUCUUGGAUGUUGGGAGCAGACUCGAGAAGAUGAAUAUACAAUAG
Messenger RNA from Coccidioides posadasii C735 delta SOWgp, 1500 nucleotides. RefSeq names its product Trimeric GatFAB AmidoTransferase(AdT) complex subunit (gene HER2). Gene Ontology annotation, cellular component: glutamyl-tRNA(Gln) amidotransferase complex; mitochondrion. Gene Ontology annotation, biological process: glutaminyl-tRNAGln biosynthesis via transamidation; mitochondrial translation. Lineage: Eukaryota; Fungi; Ascomycota; Eurotiomycetes; Onygenales; Onygenaceae. The record is from RefSeq and is a predicted model, not a curated record. Gene Ontology annotation, molecular function: glutaminyl-tRNA synthase (glutamine-hydrolyzing) activity.